Camelina sativa (false flax) is the source of this 2208-nucleotide messenger RNA. The record is from RefSeq and is a predicted model, not a curated record. Lineage: Eukaryota; Viridiplantae; Streptophyta; Magnoliopsida; Brassicales; Brassicaceae.
ACCCUUUUUGUAGCCGAAUCAUCUGGUUCUCUGUAACCACAUACUCGACAAAGUAUCUCUCUUUCUCUUUCUUCUAAGAUAUCUUCUUCUUCACCUCUCUAUAUAUGGAUCAUUAGAUAUGGUACGGAGCAAUUACUCGCACACAACCACACUCUAGAUAGAUCAGAGGAUUAUUAGAUACGUACCUUUUCUUAUCCGAUCCGGCUAAGUAACAUAUCCUCUUUCUUUUUACUAGGGUUUCGGGAAUUCGAGAUUACAAAAUAUAUAAUAUCAAGAAGCAAAUCAUCAUCCGUACGUACUUUUAACAAAAAACAUAAUCUACGUUAUCUAUCAAGAUCUAUAGAUAGAUAGAGAGAGAGAGAUGUUUCGUUUUCCGGUGAGUCUUGGAGGAGGUCCACGUGACAAUACGACUCAGUCGGAUGAGCAGCAUCAUCAUCGGGCGGUGGUCGAUGAGGUUGACUUUUUCAGAUCGGCGGAGAAGAGAGAUAGGGUUACACGUGAUGAACAAAACAUUAUCGCCGCCGACGAGACUCAUAAGGUUCAUGUCAAAAGGGAGAUCAAUUCACGUGUUGAUGAUAAUGAAGAUCGUUCUACGGAUCACAUCAAUAUUGGACUAAAUCUUCUCACUGCGAAUACGGGAAGCGACGAGUCAAUGGUGGAUGAUGGCUUGUCUGUGGAUAUGGAAGAGAAACGUACAAAGUGUGAGAACGUACAACUUCGAGAAGAGCUAAAGAAGGCGAGUGAAGAUAAUCAAAGACUAAAGGAAAUGCUAAGUCAAACAACCAACAACUUCAACUCCUUGCAGAUGCAACUUGUUGCUGUCAUGAGGCAACAGGAAGAUCAUCAUCAUUUGGCUACGACUGAGAACAAAGAUAACGCCAAGAAUCGACAUGAAGUGCCCGAAAUGGUUCCAAGACAAUUCAUCGAUUUGGGACCGCCAUCUGAUGAAGUAUCGUCCGAGGAGAGGACUACGGUUCGGUCAGGAUCUCCUCAGUCGCUUCUAGAGAAAUCUAGCUCACGUCAAAAUGGAAAGAGAGUGCUUGUAAGAGAAGAAAGCCCUGAAACCGAAUCCAACGGCUGGAGAAACCCUAACAAAAUUCCUAAACACCAUGGGUCCUCCAGCAAUUGUGGUGGCAAUGGCAAUGGCAAUGGAAAUGGAAAUAAUAAUGUUAUCGAGCAAUCGGCCGCCGAAGCCACCAUGCGUAAAGCUCGUGUCUCGGUUCGUGCUCGAUCCGAAGCUCCCAUGUUAAGCGAUGGGUGUCAAUGGAGAAAAUACGGACAGAAAAUGGCAAAAGGAAACCCUUGCCCUCGAGCUUAUUACCGUUGCACAAUGGUCAAUGGAUGUCCCGUUCGCAAGCAAGUGCAACGAUGCGCGGAAGACAGAACCAUUCUCAUAACAACCUACGAAGGAAACCAUAACCAUCCGUUACCCCCAGCGGCUAUGAGCAUGGCCUCGACCACAACAGCAGCCGCAAGCAUGCUCCUCUCAGGCUCCACCAUGUCAAGCCAAGACGGUUUAAUGAACCCAACAAAUCUACUGGCUCGGACCAUCUUACCGUGUUCCUCAAGUAUGGCCACUAUCUCAGCCUCUGCACCGUUCCCAACCAUAACAUUAGACCUCACGGACUCAUCCAACGGUAACAACCUAACCAAUAACCCGUUGAUGCAAUUCUCUCAACGGUCUGGUUUCGCGGAGUCGAACCAAUCGGUCUUGCCUCAUAUGAUGGGCCAGGCUUUGUAUUACAACCAACAGUCUAAGUUCUCGGGAUUACAUAUGCCCUCUCAGCCGCUAAACGCUGGUGAGAACGUUAGCGCAGCUACUGCCGCCAUUGCUUCCAAUCCCAACUUUGCAGCUGCUUUGGCUGCAGCCAUAACGUCUAUUAUCAACAGUUCGAAUAAUCAGCAAAAUGGGAACAACAGUAACAGUAAUGUUACCACGAGCAACGUUGACACUAGGCAAUAGCAUUUUAUUUUAUAUGUUUUAGUUAGAACCUUUUUAUCGGUCGAUUUUUUUUUUUUCUUUUUACAUUUUUUUUUAGUUACGGCUUUUUUGGUUUUCUUUUUCUUUUUUUUUUUGGUUUUCUAUCCCGAACAACAACAAGAGUAUUGAGAGAAAUUUUUCGUUUUCUCGUUUCCUUUUGUAUGGUCGACCAUUAUGUUCAGGGAUAUAAAUUGCUUAAAUUUUUCUGAAAGCAAUCAAUUCUCUUA